This is a messenger RNA of Sorex fumeus (smoky shrew), 1859 nucleotides long. RefSeq names its product lipoyltransferase 1 (gene LIPT1). Gene Ontology annotation, biological process: protein lipoylation. Gene Ontology annotation, cellular component: cytoplasm; mitochondrion. Bases 534 to 1646 code for a protein of 370 amino acids. Lineage: Eukaryota; Metazoa; Chordata; Mammalia; Eulipotyphla; Soricidae. The record is from RefSeq and is a predicted model, not a curated record. Gene Ontology annotation, molecular function: lipoyltransferase activity. The transcript is spliced from 4 exons.
CGCCGCCCCGCCCUCCGUCCCAGCGUGCGGUGGUCCGCGCGGCGUUCGUACGGGCCUGAGCACUUCGGCCCUGUCCCGCGCGGCGGCGGCACCCUCUGGCAGCAGCAGAUAAAGUAUCAGAAGCACAUAGAAGUCAACUGAUUUGCCUUAGGUUAUUGACCUGGUGGGCUGGAGCGAUAGCACAGCGGGUAGGGCAUUUGCCUUGCAUGCAGCCAACAUGGCCGACCCGAGUUCGAUUCCUCAGCCCCUCUCGGAGAGCCCGGCAAGCUACCGAGAGUAUCUCGCCUGCACGGCAAAGCCUGGCAUGCUACUCGUGACAUAUUCGAUAUGCCAAACACAGUAACAAGUCUCACAAUGUUACUGGGCCCGCUGGAGCAAAUCGAUGAACAACAGGACAAUGACAGUGAUUGACCUGGCCAGAAAGAUAGCACAGAGGGUAAGGUGCUUGCCUUGCAUGCAGCCAACCUGGUUUGAUUCCAGGCCCCCCAUCUGGUCUUCAGAGCCCACAGGAGUGAUCCCUGAGCAGAGCCAGCAUGCCCAUCCCAUUUUCAAAGAAGAAUUGCUUCCAGUUAUUUUGUAACCUAAAGAUCCCAGCUGCUGGCUUUAAAAAUGCAGUACAAAGUGGACUCAUUUUACAAUCAAUUUCCAAUGAUGUUUACCAAAAUCUGGCUGUAGAAGAUUGGAUCCAUGACCAUAUGAAUCUAGAAGGCAAGCCGAUUCUUUUCUUGUGGAGAAAUUCUCCCUCUGUGGUCAUUGGUAGGCAUCAAAACCCUUGGCAGGAAUGUAACCUGAAUCUGAUGAGAGAAGAAGGUAUAAAACUGGCUCGGAGAAGAAGUGGUGGAGGAACUGUUUACCAUGAUAUGGGUAAUAUUAAUUUGACCUUUUUCACAACCAAAAAAAAGUAUGAUAGGAUGGAAAAUCUGAAAUUAAUUGUGAGAGCUCUGAAUGCUGUCCAACCCCAGCUGGAUGUCCAGGCGACCAAAAGAUUUGACAUUUUACUUGAUGGACAGUUUAAGAUCUCAGGAACAGCUUCUAAAAUUGGCCGAACUACUGCUUACCAUCACUGCACUUUGUUAUGUAAUGCUGACAAACUCUUCUUGUCAUCUUUGCUCAAGAGUCCUUCCCAGGGCAUUAAGAGCAAUGCCACUGCUAGCAUACCUUCCUUAGUGAAAAAUCUUUUAGAAAAAGAUUCCACUCUGACUUGUGAAAAACUGAUGGAAACCAUUGCUGCAGAGUAUGCUGCUUAUCAUCAAAUAGAUAAUCACAUUAAUCUGAUAAACCCAACAGAUGAGACCCUGUUUCCUGGAAUAAAGUCAAAAGCCAAAGAACUGCAAACCUGGGACUGGAUAUAUGGCAAAACUCCAAAGUUUAGUAUAAGUACUUACUUUAACAUAUUAUGUGAACAGUCAUCCUUGGAAAUUAAAGUAUUUAUCGACAUAAAGAAUGGAAGAAUUGAAAUCUGUAAUAUUGAAAUACCAAACCAUUGGCUGCCACUGGAAAUAUGUGCAAAAUUAAAUUCAGAUUUUAUUGGCAGAAAAUUUUGCCCAAUUGAAACUGCUGCACUAACAAAUAAAAUAUGUCCAGAAGACAAUGAACUGCGCAGUAAAUGGAAUCUUCUCUGUGAAAAAAUUAAGGGAAUAAUGUGAUUCCUAGAAAAUUUCUUCAUACUGGUAGAUUCAAUGAGAAAAUAAAAAAUUUAAAUCUGCAUUGUAUGACUUUUAAAAUAAAAAAGCGCUAGUCUUUCAGUAAUACCAUUUGAAAUAGUCUAUCUCAUGUUCUUUCCUAUAUUGUUUGCUCACCUGUACUCCAGGAAACCAUCUCUGCAUUGAUCUUAAUACUUAGCAUGCACUUAAGAAUUU